Mycena indigotica is the source of this 921-nucleotide messenger RNA. Its product is annotated as Hydrolase-4 domain-containing protein. The coding region runs from base 1 to 921 and encodes 306 amino acids. The transcript has 8 exons. Gene Ontology annotation, molecular function: palmitoyl-(protein) hydrolase activity. Gene Ontology annotation, cellular component: membrane. NCBI's taxonomy places the organism in Eukaryota, Fungi, Basidiomycota, Agaricomycetes, Agaricales, Mycenaceae. The record is from RefSeq and is a predicted model, not a curated record.
AUGAGUAGCUCGCUGGUCUUCGCCCUCCUACGACACGGACAGAAGUUUCUCGUAUAUCCUUCAGCAUUCAUAGAGGGGCCGAGAGAGAUAUCCAAACCGUCCGAGCUAGGACUGGAAUAUGAAGACCUCGCGCUAACGACGGCGGAUGGAGUGCGGCUGGACUGUUACUUCAUCAGCCACGCCGCCCAAUCCGCCCAGCGUAUCCAGGAACACGAAGAUAACGACUUUCCUCGCGACUCGUCGUCUGCGUUCCGCCCUCCGGAGUCGUAUGAAGGCCCUGCUAUCGCGAAUGUGCUCAUGUUUCAUGGCAACGGGAUGAAUUACGGGGACCUUAUGUAUGCGGCGAAGCGCCUGGUCAUGAGGAGGUGUAAUGUGCUGCUGCUGUCUUAUCGAGGCUAUGGAACCUCGAAAGGCUCGCCCUCUGAGUCUGGCCUGAAGCUAGACGCUCAAGCAGCACUCGAUCGUGUUCGUAAAGGUCCUGCGCUUCCAACAAUACUUUUCGGGACCUCUCUGGGCGGUGCAGUAGCCAUUGACCUCGCGUCUCGCAACCCCACCGCCAUCUCCGCAAUCAUUCUCGAAAACACGUUCCUCUCCCUCCCCCGCGUCGUCCGCGACUGGCCAUAUAUUGGCCUCUUCAGCUUCCUCGUCAUGCAGCGGUGGAACUCUGCCUCCAGACUGCCUUCAAUACCGGCCACAGUACCGAUGCUCUUUCUCAGCGGGGCAAGUGACGAGGUUGUGCCGAAGAAACACAUGGAGGGCUUGUGGGAGAUAGCGAGGAGACGUAAAAGGGGAGCCACGUCAGGGCUGGAUAGAUUUGAGUCGUUCAAAGCAGGGAUGCAUGCGGAUACUUUUCUACAACCGGGUUAUUGGGAUAAGGUCGACGAUUGGCUUCAAGCUGUAACAGCCCCACCUGAAUCAUAA